Molecule: messenger RNA, 2291 nt
Organism: Pelobates cultripes (western spadefoot toad)
Lineage: Eukaryota; Metazoa; Chordata; Amphibia; Anura; Pelobatidae
Source: the annotation of a GenBank genome assembly
AUGAAUGCUCCGUGUUCCUCAAGCAGACUCAUAAUUGUGUACAUCCGAAUUACUGUUGAGAGCGACUCUGCCUCGCCCCCUGUGAACAACCGAGAGGUUCCCACCGGGCGACGGAGACACCUGCGCUCACUGGUUCCAACAAAGUGUAUUGAGUGUAUUGUUGGGGGUGUGUUUUUGUUUUCCUGAACCCCUUCCCCCCCUCCCCCCCUUACUUUUUGCCCUCCUCCUCCUACCCUGUUAUAUAAAAGGUGUGGGGUGACGGCGCACCACGGGGUGCAAACCUCAUUCUAUUCCAUGAGGGGCCCCCUGUGCUGUGCGAACACACCCAAACCAUCUUUAAAUGUUCAUAAAAGUUUCUGAUGUUCUCCCUGAUACUGGGAUAUAAUUUGUGUAACCAUGUUUUGAUAUGCUGUUAUUAUGUUGUUCUCACGAAUACUGUUCUUAUAUCCGUAUGCACGCUCCCGACACAAUAGCGCAACGAUAACAAGAUAACGCCCAGGGGCGACCAUCACGACCAUCCACAUUGUUGUUAACUGAUCCGCUAGAACGGUACUACCCCUCUGGAUGCCAGACACCACCACUAUUAGGCAGCAGGAGACGGAUGCUGACAGACAGUGAUACGUCACUAGACGACACCCCAAAGUAGGUGACCUACCUAACCACCGACGCCACCUGCCCCACUGGUUCACUGCCAAGAGACUGUGAGGUGACUACGAGGACCUUGGUUCCCGGACACACACCUACCAGUGGCACAUUACCCCUUACAACAGUCGCCUCUGCGACUCGACACAACCGCUACACACCACACCGCUUGAACUACCCCCUCAAACCCAUCUAACCUCCCCUUCCAUCUCCCCCCCCCUUUUCCUCCCCUACUCCACACCCCGCCACCUGGAUACGAUGGGCCCACCGCCUCUCGCCCCCCACACCCCCGGGCACGCAGAGAUAGGAAUUAACCUCUACACAAUCAACGUGAAGGGCCUGAACUCCCCACAAAAACGAGCAAGAGCGCUGCGAGAAAUUCGAGCACUUAAGAUAUCAAUAGCUUUCUUCCAAGAAACACACUUUCUAGCAACAAAAGCCCCCAAAUUCUCAGAUAAAUACUUCCCAACCGGCUACUACGCGCAUAACCCCUCCACCAAAUCCAAGGGAGUGGCUAUAUUAUUCUCGGCAGACACCCAGUUCCGCCUGGAAGCAGAAGAGAAAGACCGAGAAGGCAGAUACCUUUUUCUCAAAGGACACAUAGGGGACGCUCAAAUCACACUCGCGAACCUCUACCUCCCAAACAAAGGCCAAAAAUCAUUCCUAGCCUCAGCCCUGAGAAAAUUGGAAGCGUUCAGUGCAGGAACCGUAAUAAUAGGAGGGGACCUCAACGCCCCUCUAGACCCCAAAAUGGACACAUCUAAAGGGGGCUCCACGAUCCCGGACCACGUCCUCAGAGGACUGCGGACCCUUUUGACAACUCACCAACUUGUAGACUGCUGGCGAAUCCUACACCAUACAGAGAAAGACUACACCUAUUAUUCAGCGCCACAUAAAUCAUACUCGAGGAUUGACUACUUCUUCAUCCAACACAGGGAUCUAGACACACUGUGUUCAGCCCACAUCGCCCCCAUGACCUGGUCGGACCACGCACCAGUAACACUCACCAUCGACAAUCCUAGAACCUUUCGAUCCCAAUGGACAUGGAAACUUAAUGAAUCACUCUUAGAGGACCCACUGAUCCAAACAGAAAUUAGGAACACACUAGACCACUUCUUCCCCACCAAUCAAACAACAGAAAGCGCACCAACGACCGUCUGGGAAGCACACAAAUGCACUAUCCGAGGGAUCCUCAUCAAACACGGCACUCGCCUGAAAAAAACAACGCACACAGGAAAUAGCACGCCUUGCUGCCCAACUGGCGCGUCUAGAAACGCUUCACAAACAAGACCUCCGAGACGAAACCUACAAACAACUCCUAGAGACCAGAGCGAAACUCAACUCCUGCCUCACGUCCAAAAUACGAUUCCAGUUCCAACUCACACAAAAAACGUUUUAUGAAUACGGAAACAAAAGUGGUAAACUGCUCGCUAGGGCGCUGAGAGCCCGGAGACAGAAAACCCAUGUUCAAAAGAUCUCCCUGGCAGGAAACACACUGCGGACCCCGAAGGCUAUAGCAGAGGGCUUCAGACAAUACUACUCCUCCCUAUACUGCCUACCUCCCAACACCACACGCGCACACGAAGGAGAAGAGGCUCACACAGCGUGGCAAAAAACAUAUAUCGAACAGAAUAUCACCACAACGCUGA